CUUUUAGAGAUUAUAUACCCCCCAGAGAUCUUAUGCCAUGCCCCAACCCUGAUACCAAGUGCUGGGCAUGAACUCUGAGGGGAGGGAGUAGCAUACAUUCCCACAGAGACCACUCUAUGUGCCAUCUUUGGCAUGUAUGCUAUAGGUUUGCCAUCACUGGUCUAAGGCAAUUCCAAAGGAGCCAUGAUGGAAAAUGCUACUCACUUCCAGAAAGAGACCAUACGAACUCUCAAGAAUGGAUUGAAACAUACUUUUAAAACUUUAUUUUUCUUGCUUUUUGUUUUGUAUUGUUUUGCAACAUGGCUAAUAUGGAAAUAUGUUUUGCAUGCCCUCACAUUAAUUUUAUUUAACCCUUACCUUCUGUCUUAGAAUUGAUAGACAUAUCGGUUCCAAGGAAGAAGAGCAGUAAGGGCUUGGCAAUUGGGAUUAAGUGACUUACCCAGGGUGGCACAGUUAGGAAGUAUCAGGUCAUAUUUGAGCUGAGGUCCUCCUGAUUCUAGGCCUGGUGCUCCUAGCUCUAUGCUACCUAGCUGCCCCUAUGUAUUCUUGAUAUCAUAUUUCUUUCCUUCCAAUGAGAGGGAGAAGGGCUAGAGGGUGAGAAUCUGGAACUCAAAAUGUAAGAAAAAGAAUUUUAAAAAUAAAUAAAGUUGUUAAAUGUUUAUUAUGUGCUAAGCACUCAGAAUACAGAUACAAAAGAAGAGACAAUACAUGCCUUCAAAGUGUUCAUACUCUCACAAAGAAAGACAAGAGCACAAAAUGGGGAGGCAAGGACAGUUUUGAAUGAUAAAAUGUAUUGUUAUUAAUAUUUGGUGAUAUGGUAAUACUUGUAAACCUUAAAAUUUCUUAGACUUAUGAAUGAUGGAAAUUUCCCCAUUUCCGACAUUAGGUAGGGAGGGUCCUUCCCCUCCCUACCUAAGACUACUUUAGGACAGAAACCUUUUGCUAAAUAAUGGAAAGGGCUUUGACCUAUGCUUAAGCAUAGAACAGGAAGUUCUUUGAGUCAUGAUUGAUUUUAGAAUUGAUACAAUAGAGAUACUUGGAAUGACAGAACCAGGUCUUGGAACUUCCAAUCUCCACCCUACUCAGGGUAACAGGAUUUAGGAAGGGCUGUAGCAAAGGAUCAAGAUUUAAUUAUUUGAGAAUAUGACCUUCAACAGACAUGUGCAAAUCCACAGACCUCUGGACGGUCCUGGGUUAAGCUAGAGCCACCAUUGGCACAGGGAAGACAUGGACAGUGAUUGGUAGAUGUGAGAACUGAGGGGAGGGAACUGGGAUGGUUUCCUUAAAGAUAGCGGGGUCUGAGGACUAGGGUGGUUCGAGAGGUUUUGCUCUGAGAGGUGAUGCUCGGAGAAGCUUGCUCUGAAGGAAGCUGGAGGUGGAGGCCCCUGAGACUGUUUCUCCAUUUUGGUCACGUGAGUGAUAGGGACUGAUCUCUUUUCUUUGCCUCAGCUAUCUAAGGGCUUGGGCCUUUUGGCCCAGCCUAAACAGAGGGGGUAUUUAAGCCCUAUUCCCUUCUCUCCCCUUUCUCCCUCUCUCUCUCUCUUUCUCUCUUUUUUUCUUUCUCUCUCUCUCUCUGUCUCUCUCUCUCUAAUACCUUUCUUCCUCCUGUUUGUAAUUAAACUCCAAAAAAAGUUGACUGCUGACUUGAGUUUUCAUUUAGGAAUUACAUAGCUGAAUUCCUUGGCGACCUUAAAUUAAUAUAUAUCAGUCUUUUAAAGUGAUUUCCAUGUCACAUACUUUCAUAUAUAUGCCAAGAAUUGAACUAGGACCUGGGGAUACAGAUAUAAGAGUAGAUGCAGUAAUUGCAGCUUUCAUUUUAAUAUGUCAGAUUAAGAGUGGGAAAAAAAAAGGAGUCAGGGGCCUUAGAGACCAGCUUUGAAUGAAAGCAUUCAUUAUUAUUAAAUAGUUACUAUGUUAUAGCAAGGACUGUGCCAAGAAUUGGAGAUAUAGCUUCAGAAGCAAAGAGAGGACCUUUCCUCUAAUGGAGGAGAUAAUGCACUUGGGGAGCGGUGGCCAGGGAGGGGUAUUUUGGUUUACAAGUUAAAAGGAUGAUGAGUGAGUGGAGUCAUGGAUUGACACACCCUUCCCAGGACUGAGUUGGUUUCAAAACCGGUAAGAGAACUGGUGGGGCUAGUGGAGAGUACCUAGCUUUACUUUAUAUUUACCUUUACACCCACCAUUAAUGUGGCUAUUGAGAAAUCACAAGGAGAAAUGUGAAGCAUCACUAGACCCAUGUAGAUAUCAUGACCUACUUGAGAUACUCACCCUGUUUAGGGAAGGGCUCUGGAGCUGGAGUUCUAGAAUUAAAAUGGUUAAAUCCACCAAGAGAUGGUUAGUGGUUGAAGGGAGCAUGAGGGCUGGGACUUUGUUUCCAAUUUUGUUGAUGGCAGGUCUCAGAUAUCUUAUUUUAUUUUGCUUUUAACUAGCAUUUAUAUAGGAUUUUAAGGUUUGCAAAAUACUACGCAAAUAUUAUUACUUUUGAUCCUAAUAGCAACUCUGGAAGGUUGCUAUCAUUAUGUGAAUUGCUCAGGGUCAUACACAACAAGUGUAUGAAUCAGAGUUGAACUCAAGUCUUCUUGACCUCAAGUCCAACUAUUCCAACUAUUAAUCCACUUCACUCUCAAACUGCCUCUGUUCAUUAGUAUCCUACAUAUGUGCCACAGGGUCUCUUCUGUUACAGAGAAUUAUUGCCUGGUAAAUUCAAUUUAUAUGCCAUAGAAUUUUCUCCUCUAGACCUGUACAUUGAAUACAUGUUGGUUAGGCAAUUUACUUAGGGAGAGUGAACACAAAUAUUGCUAGAUACAGCUAUUGUUUGGGCCAGGUAUUAUGCAUGUAAACCAUUGUGUCUACCUGCAAACUGGCUUUCCAGACUUUCUGCCUCCAAUUAGGGAGGAGUUGCUUUAGGCCCAGUUCCAGGGUCCAGAAGCCUCCAUUCUAAGUCUGUCUACCAAAUAGAGACAUGGUCCACAUCAUAAUAUCAUGAGAAGACUGAAACCUGAGCCUCAGGCUGAGUAAUGAAUGAUAAUGCUAGCAAAUCCCUCCCUGUUCCAAAUGGCAAUUGACUUUAGUUAACUUUCCUCUUUCUAGUUUCUUCUACCCUUCUCCAAAAUGGCCCAAAUGUUUGUCUCCCCCAAAGUUUAUUCCAGAUGGAAACUACUUAAACAUAUAUUCAAUGCCUAGGAAUAGAGGACAUGUACUCCUCAGCUGGAAGUGGACUCUAUAUUGUUCACAUUUUGGGGAAGGUAGGUUUUGGUGGGAGAAAGAAGGAGUUGCUGUGCUUUGGUCCCUUGAACUGCCUGCCCAGUGGCAUUGUGGAAACGUAAGGAGACCUUCCUUGCUCAUUGGAGAUACUACAUUUUGUCCUUAGAGUUUUUGUUGUUGUUGUCGUUUUGGUCUUUGCCUCUCAGUUUACCUUUGGUCCCUAUCUCUGACCCAGACCUUGCUGCUUCUAAUCUUGCCAAACUCCUGAGAAGAGGAACUUUGAAAAGUUCCCGGAAGGUGAGUCUCUUUUGCUCAGGUUCCUCAUCUCUCUUCUUGAAAUAUGGAGAGCCUCCAGGCUCCUGCCCACCUUAUGGUAAUUUCCUUGGGUACAGCUCUGUCUCUGACUGUCUCCCCAGCUUCGCAUGUUCCCAGACUCUUGGAGGGUGGCUCCUCCGCGGUCCCAGGUGAUGGAUUCGCAAGAUGGUCCCUUUCCACCUGUCCCCAUCUCUCCCUCGACCAAAUCAGUCUCUCCUAACCCAAGACAGAGAUGAGAGGUUGGAGGGGUGGGUGGGCCAGAGAGAGGUUACUGAGCCUCGCAACCUGGGUACCGGACUCCGCCCCUCUCCUCCUCACACCUCCUUCAAGCGCCAAUUCCUGGGGCUCCCGAGCAGCUGCUCCGCCCCUACUCCCGCCUCCCGCCCCAUUUCAGACACCUCUCACUUGCCUCUUUCCCCCGCUCCUCUGCUCUCAGCCCUAAUGCCAGUAUCGGUGGCUCACUGGCCAGACACUGCACCUGGACUCCUUGCUCACCCUUUCUCUAUUUUCAAGCAACGUCGGGCCUUGCCUUGUCCUUCCCACGGGCACCACUGUCCCUGCCCCAACUUCUCUUCGCGCUGGUGACCGCUGUCCGCAUAUGGGACAUGGAACCUGAGGGAAGGAGAAGAGUUGCGGAGAACCCGGAUUGCAGCCAACAGUCGGCGAAGGAAACCGAGACACCCGAGUCUCCAGCCUGCAGUGGUAACUGCAGCGAUACUGGACCCGCCGGGGUCAGGGAGGAGGGGAUGCUGAUGCGAGAGCUGGAGGCAUUGGUCCAGGACGUGGUGAAGACUAGUAGUUGGUGGGAGCAGUACGGCCUGGAUUGCUUCAUCAUUGCUCUUAACUUCCUUGCUCUACCUUUAGGAUUCCUGUGUCUUCGAUCUCAGAGUAUCCUGGUCUUUGCCCUGGGGAUCAUCAUCCUGGGAGUGGUGCACCAUACAUUCACAGUCAAGGGUAGCCACCUGGCCAGCCACGGUGCCCUCAGCAAAUCCAAACCCUGGAGCAGAUUUUGGGUGCUCUUCUUUGUGGAAGUAUGCACUUCAUUCACGGCUGAACAAGGCACACAUGGCCAUGUGAAACUACAUCAUGGUUAUACCAAUGUUGUGGGCUUGGGCGAUUCGAGUACGUGGAAGUUGCCAAUCCUGAAUCGAUAUGUCUACAUGUUCUUGGCUCCGUUCAUGAUACCCAUAAUCACCCCUCUGGUGGCACUUGGACUACUGAGGAAGGAAGAGCCCAGGGUAGUUCUUCGGACUUUGUGCCUCAUGUCCCUGGGUCUCUUCUCUCACUACUGGCUGCUGAUCAAAGUCUCUGGCUUCCAGUCAUCUGGGUUUGCUCUUCUCUGCAUGUUUGUGAGCCGGGGCUUGCUGGCUCAUCCCUACCUCCACGUCAACAUCUUCCAGCACAUUGGGCUCCCUAUGUUCUCCUUGGAUAAGAAACCCCAGAGGAUUCACAUGAUGAGUCUUGGGGUUCUCAACCUGCCUCGAAACCCCAUCCUGGACUGGACCUUCGGCCAUUCCAUUAUCAGCUGCCAUGUGGAGCAUCACCUCUUUCCCAGGCUCUCUGACAACAUGUGUCUAAAGGUGAAACCAGUAGUGUCUCAAUUUCUUCGAAGAAACCAGCUGCCAUACAAUGAAGACUCAUACCUGUCACGAUUUGGGCUUUUCUUGAGCCGAUAUGAGGAACUCAUGGUGCAAGCCCCUCCAAUCACUGACAUUGUGGGGCUCCAGUGAGGAUUCUCCCUCACUGAAAAAUCUCCCCAGGCCCCUUAUCCUUCACCAGGGUUCUGACAAAGAUUCUCCUGCUUUGGUUGGGAACAUCCCCAGAGACAUCACCCUAGUGCUAGAACCUAAGCCUGCCUCACUCUGCUCCAUGGAGCUCUAAGUAGACCAAGGGGCUUCACUAGGAUGUGUACUAUGUCUACUUUUUUGCCCUUCCAUCUUGGGGUGGGAGGGGUGGGUACUGGGUAAGGAGGUACAUCCAGACUGUACUUCUCCCAGAGGACAAUUGGAUAUAUACAGUGGAGGACCCAUGGAACAUUUCAAUCUUUUUGGAUUUUCCUGAAUUGGGGAUAGAGUAGGCACCAAGAGGAGUGGUGGCCCAUCCUCCUUUGGGGUUGGUGUACUCUUCUCUAUGGUACUUUAGACAGUCUUCAUCUUAGGACAAAUCAGCUUGAUCCUUUGCCCCCUCUCCUUUUUCUUCCCUUCUACCUCUGAAUGUGAAGCUCUAGUGCUUUUCUGAGAUAUAAGAAGGAAAACAAAGGAUGGUUCAGCAAAGUGGGCUCCCAAGGAUUCCUACAUACAGUAAUCACAGGGGGCCAUUUCAGAGUUGUAAUUGUCAAUGCACUAUGGGAACCCUAAUUUAAGUAAGACAGAAUCAGUUCAAGGUGUUGAUCUAGUAUUUCAUGUGGUUCAGAGUAUCUCUCUAAAAUCUGGGUGGGAUUUGAAGGCAAAGAGGAAUCUGAUUAAGAGCACUUCUUCCAGGGUGGAAAAUAGAGGUAGGAACUCAUAGACAACUUUGAGCAAUUUUGUCUGCUGGGACCAAACACCCUUAUUGACUGGGUUCUAAAAUAGAGCUGACUGCUAUAGAAAUCAGAAAAUGAAAAAGAGUGGAGGAGGAAGUUCCCCUUUGGGGAAAAGACCAGGUCUCUAGCUUGUUGGUCUUUGUUCACCCCUCUUUGUCCAGGUAAAACCAGGGGUAUCUUAGUUUCUUCAAAGAAACCAUCUGCCAUCACCAGAAGAAAAUCUGCCUUUGAAUUGGGACUGUAUAAACAAAAGUUGGGAGGCUGUAAUCUGUUGGGGAGAGAAGGAUUAUGGUAGAAAGAAGUAGCUGGAGAUGGAAGAAAGAUAAGAAAAAGGUUUGGAAUAAGAGAGCUGGAUGGGUAGGAAAGGAUGGAUACUAGCUGCAUGACCCUGGGCAAGUCACUUAACCCUGUUUGCCUCAGUUUUCUCAUAUAUAAAAAUGAGUUCAAAAAGGAAAUGGCAAACUGCUCCAAUAUCUCUGCUAAGAGAACUCCAAAUGGGGUCAUAAAGAAUCAGAAAUUAUUGAAAACCUCCAACUGAAAGAAUUAAAAAUAAGUCAUAGAACAGAGAAAGAGAUCCUAAAGAUAUAUUCAAAUUAAAUUGGGGCUAAGAUUUUUGGGGAAAAAAAACCCUUAAAGAAUUGAGCCUCAGAUUUAGGGAAAUUCUCUCAGCCUUGGAAGAGGAGAAUAUCACUCUCCAAGGUGAUCUUCUCUGGCAUCUUUGAUCUCAGAAAUUUAUCUACAAGAGAUAUUCCACUCCUCUCUUAUGGAUGUAGGAAAGGAGUCAGCCUUUUCAGUCUAAAAUGAAGAUGGGGAAAAAUAAAAUAAAAUAAAAUAAAAUGAAGAUGGGGGAGAUAUUAUUAUUGGGCCAGCAAGUUGGUAAGAUAGAGCCUUAAAGGGGGAUAGGUAUGAGUUCAAACCCUGCCUCUGAUACUAGUCGUGUGAUUCUGGACAAGAUGUUUUGGAGACAAUAAUAGCAACCUGCCUCACUGGGUUGUUAUGAGGAUCAAAUGAAAUAACAUUUGCUAAGCAUUUUACAAAUCUUAAAGCACUAUAUUCUUGUUAAUGGUUACUCAGCUUAGGUUUGUAAAUGCAUCAGCAACCCAGUAAGAGACCUUGAGAAUUGGGAGGUAGGUUAAUUAAACAGUUAAUCCUCCAAAUAAAUAAUGGACAAAAUGAUAGUGGAUAAUAAAUAAUAGAGAAAAGGUCUCAUUUGGAUGGUCCUGAAUAACGAUUAAAACCACCUCGAGAUGUGACCAAUGAUUCCUGGUUAUUGAUUUGGCUCUUUAGAGAAGGGAGGAGGAGGUGGGUGGGUAACAUACCAAAAUCCUUGGUUCCUUAUCUGUUUAUCAAUUCCAUGGGUUUCCCCGUUGGCACCUGGGUGGCUCAAUGGAUAGAGUGCUGGGUCUUAAGUGAGGGAAAACUUGGCUUCAAAUCCCACCUUCAGACACUUUACUAGUAUUGUGUGAACCUGGGCUACACUUCACAUCUCUCUGACUCAGUUUCCUCAAAUGUAAAGUGGGGAUAACAGACAUCUCCAAGAGUUGUUACAAAGAUCAAAGGAAAAAUUUGUAAAAUGCAGGUGCUUAAUAAAUGGGGAAUGGGGAAAGACUGGGAUAAAAAUAACCCCCAUCCAAAAUUACAAUUACAAACCUGGAGUCAGAAAAUGACUAGAAAAAAAUCAAAAGUCAGGAAAAGGGGCACUCUCACCUUCAGUGAGGCAUAGAAGUGCAAACAUCUGGGUGGGAAUACAAACAAUAUAUAGGUUCCUAACCCAAAGUUCCCCACCCUGGCAACCCCCUCCCUUGCCUGGGAGCCAGGACUCACAAUCUAGGCAAGAGGUCUACCCCCCAUCCAGGAAACUGCAAGGUACAGUGAGUGAAAGUGUCAUUUUAACAUUUUUCAAGAGAUAAAGAAGCAUUUGGUCUGUCUGGGUGACUUGAAUUGUCCUUGAAUAAGGGUCUUUCAUCUUUUAUCAGCCUUUCACUUUCCCAGACCUGUCCCUAAAUCUUAUGGGUAAACAGUCAACAAAAAGUCCUUGAAAUUUGAAAGACUACUCUUCCACAUUCCUUUCUCAAUUGGGGGUGUUAACCGAGUGCUCUUGCCUUGCGGAUAUUGGGGGAUGUAAGCCAAAGGUUUUGCUUUGAGAAUCACACACUUUUAUUUCACUCAAUCCCCCAUUUUAUUUUAUUGAGUUGUGUGAUUUCUCAUUCCACUGCUGGAAAAUUGCUUUCCCUUCUUUUCUCAAAUCAAAGCACCCUUCAGUUACCUUCUCUGAGUCACAGACUUUUUGUUUCCUUGGGAUCAUAUGUCUGAGUAGGGGAGUUUUGGAAGAUACUACAUACAUAUUCUCUGUGGUUCUCUGAAUGAGAGUUAUAAGGCUGGGAAUUAAGGGGAGUAUUAAAAUAAAACCUGACUCCAACUAUCAUGGAUAUAAACUUGUCCAGGGGCUCAAGAAAACUGAGUCCAACCAACUGGUCCAGGAGGCAGUAUCUAUCCCUGAGUUUCAGGUUAAUUCUUCUGAAAGGACAGUUAAUCCUUGGAGAGCCUUGGUCACAAACUCAGCCAGGGAGAGGUUAUUGGGAAUGUAAGUGCAACCAGUCCCUCCUAGCAUGACCCAAAUACCACCCUCCUUGGCUAACAUCAUGUCUAAAACGAAUAUAUUUUCCCAUGCCAUUCUACUGGUAGCAUCUAGUUGUUUAGACAAGCCCUUGACUGUGUCCUGAGUGUAAUUUAUGAAUCUCUGUUGGUUAUAAUAAAUGUAAUUUAUCCAGUCCA
Molecule: messenger RNA, 8812 nt
Organism: Monodelphis domestica (gray short-tailed opossum)
Lineage: Eukaryota; Metazoa; Chordata; Mammalia; Didelphimorphia; Didelphidae
Gene: FADS6
Product: fatty acid desaturase 6
Biological process (GO): lipid metabolic process
Cellular component (GO): membrane
Molecular function (GO): oxidoreductase activity, acting on paired donors, with oxidation of a pair of donors resulting in the reduction of molecular oxygen to two molecules of water
Source: RefSeq, a predicted model, not a curated record